AUGGAAGUUUGUGAAAAGGAGAAAAAAAUAAACAAUGUUCAAGUUCAUGAAGAAAAUAUUCGUUCUUUCAUAAAAUCUUCGUUCAUUGCAAAAUUUCUUGUGAAUGAAUUAAAACUAAAAAUAUCAUGGCGUAGAAUAAACUCCGAACAGCAUAAGAUGUUAAAAACACAUCAUCAGCACAGCACGAAGAGAUAUUUUGUAUUCAGGUUACUUCAGCAACAUGAAUUAUUUCUAAUGCUCUCAGCUUUUCAAUCUCUUAUUAUUCAGCAAUGA
Clunio marinus is the source of this 273-nucleotide messenger RNA. Lineage: Eukaryota; Metazoa; Arthropoda; Insecta; Diptera; Chironomidae. The record is from the annotation of a GenBank genome assembly.